Molecule: messenger RNA, 309 nt
Organism: Baudoinia panamericana UAMH 10762
Lineage: Eukaryota; Fungi; Ascomycota; Dothideomycetes; Mycosphaerellales; Teratosphaeriaceae
Exons: 1
Coding region: 1-309 (102 amino acids)
Source: RefSeq, a predicted model, not a curated record
AUGCAUCAGAUGAGCAAAUCAGUGGCUGUCGCGGAACGCUGUGUCGCAUUAUGCGUGAACUUGAUUGGCGCAUUCCGCGAGCUCGAGGACUGCUUGUCGAGUGAUGAGGCUGAAGUUCCAGAAGACGAGGGCUGCCUGCGUUGGGUAAGCGAUGUUCGAAGACAACGUAAGCAUGCAGACAUCGUGGCACAGCAAAUCGGUGAUGGGCGCAACUUGUCAGCGCAGCCUUGGCUCUGCUUGUCCAUAGAUUGGAGGGAUCACGAUAUUGCAGCUUCCGGUGAGAUUCCUUCAUGGAUCGCCUUGCUUUAG